Molecule: messenger RNA, 1112 nt
Organism: Drosophila mojavensis
Lineage: Eukaryota; Metazoa; Arthropoda; Insecta; Diptera; Drosophilidae
Exons: 2
Coding region: 1-1029 (342 amino acids)
Source: RefSeq, a predicted model, not a curated record
AUGGAUGCUCGCUUUAAUGGCGUCGCUUCCGGAUUAACGAACAAUGAGCAGCAGCAGCAGCAGCAGCAGCAGCAGCUGCAAGUGAAGCUCAAUGCCUGGCAGCCAUUGACGGGCCACAACAAUUGGCUGAUACUGCAGGCAACGGCGGCAACAGCCAUGCGACAGCAGCAGCAGCCACAAGGGCAACUUCCUGUCAAUUACUACGCCUACAAUCAUCGCUAUCAAACGGUGGCGACAGCUGCCGCAAACGAUGCUCCCAGCGGAAAUUACAAACAGGUGCGAUCCAAUCUCAAUGCGGCGGCUCCACGCUACGUGUGGGCCCUGAGCCCCACUCUCCAUCAAUUGCCGAACGGCGAGGAUGCGCCGGACGUGCAGAGGGGACAUAUCGAGCCGGAAGCACGCGAAGCCAACAACCGCGUGACUAACACAUACGCCAACACAAACGCCGCUGAUGAGGCCCUUGAUGUCCUGGCUAAGCCCACCUCAGCAACGGCUCAGCGCAUAAACAACUAUUUGACAACAUUUGAGCGCGCCGUGCGCAAGGUGCGCAACUUUUGUGACACUGUGCGAGAUCUCAUCAGCGGGGAGGAUGGAGAGGACUGGGAUGAGGGCCACGAGAUAAAGCAGGAACUGAGGUCGUUGGAGACAAAUAUCCUGUCAACUAAAUUGGUUGGGCGGAGCAUAGACGCAGCAACUGAAAAUGAAGAAGAAGAAGAGGAACAACUAGAAACAGCUACAACAACAUCAAAGGAAAUUCAAGGCCGAGGCAGCCAGCUGGCUGGCAGCAUUCAGGGCCGCAAGCUGAAAAAACUGAAGAAGAAAAUUCAGAAACUACUGCUGCCACUGCUCAUUGCGUACAAGUUAAAGUUUCUGACCCUGAUACCGGUGCUGAUUGGAGGGCUGACACUGCUGGUGGGCACCACGGGCCUGGCCGGCUUCUUCUUCGCCCUGUUCACGGCCGUGAUGAGCCUCAAGUCGUCGGCAGGUGUUGGCCAUUCCAGCAAAGCGAUUGUCUUGAAGAAAAUUUGAGUUCAGCGGCGGCGAUUGAUUUCGGAUAUAGGUUAACGCCUCAAAACUAGAGCUCCACUUAAUGGGAGGCGAGCUCAAUAGCU